GAGGGAAGGUGUGUUUAGUUGGAGUGUGGGGUGUUUCAGGAGCGCAGCAUCGUCUCACUCUCUCACGAGCGCCUUUUGCCUCGCCUUUUGUUUGAUCUGACUCGUGUACACCCCCCCCCCUUUCCCCUUCUAAUUUCACACGGAUACACGGUUCACCAAAAUCAACGUUUAUGGUCCUGGCUGAAGAUUCCACGAUGUCUCGCACCGACGAGGUUCACCGCGUUACGGAAAAUGUCUAUAAGACCAUCAUGGAGCAGUUCAACCCCUGCUUACGGAACUUUGUUGCCAUGGGGAAGAACUAUGAGAAGGCCCUUGCCAAUGUGACGUUUGCUGCCAAAGGCUACUUCGACGCUCUGGUCAGAAUGGGCGAACUUGCCAGUGAGAGUCAAGGCUCGAAAGAUUUGGGGGAUGUGCUGUUCCAGAUGGCUGAGGUCCACAGACAGAUCCAAGUGCAGCUAGAGGAGAUGUUGAAAUCGUUCCACAAUGAGCUGCUCUCCGAGCUGGAGAAGAAGGUGGAGCUGGACGCCCGUUAUCUGACUGCUGCCCUGAAGAAAUACCAGAUGGAAAACAAGAAUAAAGGGGAGAGUCUGGAGAAGUGCCAGGGCGAGCUGAAGAAGCUGCGCAGGAAGAGCCAGGGCAGCAAGAACCCCUCCAAGUACGGCGAGAAGGAGAUGCAGUUUGUGGAGACCAUCAGCAGUAAGCAGACUGAGCUGGACUCCUUCAUCGCUGAGGGAUACAAGACAGCUUUGUCUGAGGAGCGUCGCAGGUACUGCUUCCUGGUGGACCGCCAGUGUGCCGUGGCCAAGAACAGCAGCGCCUACCAUGGCAAGGGUAAAGACCUUCUGACCCAGAAGAUCCCAGUGUGGCUACAGGCAUGCUCAGACCCUAACAAGCUGCCGGAGAGGGCCAUGCUGCUGGCCCAGCAGAUGUGUUCUGCCGCCCUCGGGGGAACCAGUCCCCUGCAUACCUCUAAGUCAAAUCUGGUGAUCUCAGACCCCAUCCCCGGGGCCCAGCCUCUCCCUGUGCCCCCAGAGCUGGCUGUGUUCAUGGGCAGCGGCCUCGGACACCAAGCGAGGCUGAUGGGCCCUGAUGGUAUGUCCAUGGUCAAUGGGACAACAGGAGUCCACGGGGAGGAAUAUUGGACAGAGGGAGGAGGGACUAUGUCCGUGACCCAAGUCAGGCCUUCGUCCCCUCAGACCCAGGCCCCGGGACAGUCCCAGGCCGCCCCCCAGAGACAGGUUAGCGAUGUCUACUCCAACACCCUCCCUGUGCGCAGGCCUGCCCCCGCCAAGAACAAGAACCCUGUGGGAGAAACACGGACCCUGCCCAGAUCCAGUUCCAUGGCAGCAGGCCUGGAAAAGAACGGGCGUGCCCGUGUCCAAGCCAUCUUCUCCCAUGCUGCGGGUGACAAUGGCACCCUUCUCAGCUUCUCUGAGGGAGAUGUCAUCACCCUGCUAGUGCCUGAAGCCCGCGAUGGCUGGCACUAUGGGGAGAAUGAGAAAAACAAGAUGCGUGGCUGGUUUCCUUUCUCCUACACUCGCGUGCUGCCUGAGAGCGAUAACGAGAAGCUCAAAGUGAAGCCUUUGUUUUCUCACCCUCCCAGCUUGCACCAUGGCAAAAGUAGCAGCACAGGAAACUUAUUGGAGAGUGAUGCAUCACUGCCCACACCUGACUACGGCCUGACUGCCCGACUGCUGGCACAGAGCCUCGCACAGACCCGCCCACGCCCCUACAGCAUGGCAGGCUUUGGUACACAGCCUGCUAUUGAGGAUUAUGACGGCCGCUUUGCCACAAGUUUGGGUCCAGAAUUGUCACGGUUCUGAGGGAACAGGACCUCCUGACCGUUCCUUGGAGGUCUACCUCAGGCCCACCUUCAUUGACGACCGAUCUGCACCCAUCUUCUACUAGCAGCCUGCCCUCCCCCGGUUUGUCCACUAAUGGGCCUUUUUUUUUUUUUUUUCUUUGAUGGGGAGAAGCAACAUUUUUCACAUUAGGAAUGCUUCAGUUGAAUGAUGUUAUCAGGAAAAGGGCCCAGAAGUGUGACCGAGGAGGGGGGGGAGGGAAAUUCCCCCCCUCCCCCCCCAAGGAAUCAAGUUUCUUUGCUGAGGAAAUCCACUCGGGUUAACCGUCAUGAUGUUUUGAAAACCACCUUCACAAACUUUGAAUGUCUCAACCUGAGCAUUCAAGUGCAAGUGUGACAGCUUAUUUUUCUUUUGUUAUUGUUAGUUAGUUUGCACCAGUUGUGGAAACAGUAUGGCUCAUAGGUUUGAAUAGUGAUGCUGUCACAUUAUCAUUUAUCUGCACUUCUACUAUGGUUUUGUUUUUUUGUUCUUCCAACACUUUACACUGUAAAUUAAAUUAGAGCAUUUUUGACAUUAAUGAGCAGUGCAGGAACACUCUGCAUGCGAUGUUUAGAUGGGGUUUGAGGGGUGGAUUUAAAGCUGGUGGGUAAGAGUUUGCAGUGCAUCAGGAGCGAUGCAGAAAUCAAUUAUAGGAUACUGCCACAGAUAGCUACGUAGAAGUGGACUAACUGAUUCUGCUUUUGUUAAGUGAUACAGUACUAUAUAGUUACUAGUUGUGAUACAGUACACCCAUAUUUUCAAUGUGGGAACUGUGCCUUCUCCUUUUUCUUUUCUUUUUCAUAAUGCUUCAUAAGCUGCAUUGACCUAAUCAUCCUGUAAACUGGUUUGAGGGCAUAAUGCAUCACACUUGUAUUUUUUAUAUUCUGAAAAAAAAUAACAAGGGUGUUAUCCCUUUUUAGUGUUUGUAAAUUUAAUAUUUCGUCUUUUUUUUUGCUUUAGCAAGCUUCAGUACAAUGCAAUUUCAAGAAUAUUUCUUUCUCUUUAAAUUUCAGCAAUAUCUAAGCUGCCAGAUAGCCAAGAGAUGAGUUAAAGUGCAUACAUAAUGGGCCUUUUUAUAUGUAGCUUUGAGGGAGUGGUAGCUUAUCAUGUAAGGUACAGUAUUAUCAUGGCUUUUGAUCAUUCCUGCUCAGUAUUAUACACUCGUGUGGGAGAGAGGCUUAGAGCGGAGGCGUGUACCUGCAGCAUGACGUGUGGGGAUGGCAGUUAGGCUGUACGACAUGGAAAGCAAUGUAAUUGUAUGAGCGAGCGAAGUAGCCUCUUAGAAAGCAAUACAUCAACAGGUGCAUCAUGAGAUGUCUUCUUUUUCUUUCCUCCAAGAGUUGAGUCCUUUACGCUGAGUGAUUUGAUCAGGAUUUUAUCAUAAAGCCAUGUUUCAAAAGCGCUUUUUUUACUUUUAUAUAGCUUUCAUUGUCUAUCCCUCACCUCUGUCCCUGUUUGUAUUAUAUCUGUCCUGUACAGAAAGUACUUAUAAAUUAUCUUGUCCGAAAAUAAAUCUAAAUGGGCACAAACAUCA
This is a messenger RNA of Labrus bergylta (ballan wrasse), 3375 nucleotides long. NCBI's taxonomy places the organism in Eukaryota, Metazoa, Chordata, Actinopteri, Labriformes, Labridae. The record is from RefSeq and is a predicted model, not a curated record.